AAAGAGUUUAAGGCCGUCUUUACCAACCUUGGUGCAAGUGGAAGAUUUGGUCCAACAUCACUUGGUAGUCACUACGCUAAUCAGGAUCAUGACGGACAAGUUACACUGUCCAGCGGUAUUCAACAGUGGACUGUGCCGUACACUGGUGACUACAGAAUACAAGCAAUAGGAGCAGCAGGAGGGUAUGAUAAACACUCCAGAAGUGCUCAGUACCGAGGAAGAGGAGCAAGAAUGAUUGGAACAUUCCCUUUAAAGGAGGGUGAAGUUAUUCAAAUACUUGUCGGUCAAGAAGGAGGAGUAAACGGGCGGAGUCAUUCCUCUGGAGGUGGUGGAGGUACAUUUGUAGUAAGAGGAGCCUACACAUUCUUGAUUAUAGCCGGGGGUGGAGGAGGCAUAGAAUCUGCACGUUCAAGGCAUUCAGGAUGUGAUGCUAGUACUGGUUCAUUGGGAAAUCCUGGGCACAAGUCAUGGUCAGGGGGGAGCGGUGGACAUGGCGCACAGACCGCUGAUGCUGAUAAUUCUGGUAAGUGGGUUGUUUUGAUGCUAUCACCUAUUUCCGAACCAAAGCCUUUAUGUAAAGUAUCCGCAUAUCAAUAAAUUCUUGUCAGAAAAAAGCGAAAAGUAAAAAUUAUUGAAGUCAAAUGAAUUUGAUGGCGAACUGCAUGGCAAUUAUCAACGAUCUCCGCUAAUCUUUGUAACUUCUAGUCUAGUCAGUCAAAGAAUGAACAAUUUUGCCAAGUUCUAAACCUACAUGAACAGGUUAUGAAGCGACUGCAUACAAUUACCAUUCUUGUUGUUGCUAACCCUGACAGGUGGCGGUGGCGGAGGUUUCUUCUCCAGUGGCAGAAGUUCAAAGCAGUUUGGCGGUACCUCGGGGUAUGGUGGAGAAGGUGGCAGAGGAUUUAUCCAGGGAGCGGUGGGAGGUAGAGCCAAGUUUAACAAUGCUGUUGGUGGAUUUGGUGGAGGUGGAGGUGCUUACGGAAAUGGAGGGGGUGCAGGAGGAGGAGGAGGAGGAUACUCUGGAGGAAGCAGUGGAGAUAAUGAGGUUAAUUCGUGUGGAGGCGGUGGAGGGUCUUAUAAUGCUGGAAAAAAUCAACAAAACGAAUGUUGCUAUCAAUCAUCUGGCCAUGGUCAGGUGAUCAUAACCUUACUGUAA
This is a messenger RNA of Pocillopora meandrina, 1156 nucleotides long. The record is from the annotation of a GenBank genome assembly. Lineage: Eukaryota; Metazoa; Cnidaria; Anthozoa; Scleractinia; Pocilloporidae.